Cynara cardunculus var. scolymus (artichoke) is the source of this 585-nucleotide messenger RNA. RefSeq lists its product as uncharacterized. The record is from RefSeq and is a predicted model, not a curated record. Lineage: Eukaryota; Viridiplantae; Streptophyta; Magnoliopsida; Asterales; Asteraceae. The coding region runs from base 1 to 543 and encodes 180 amino acids. The transcript is spliced from 3 exons.
AUGACGUUUUCUCUGGUUCUCCUCUUUGCAGCUUCCUCUCUCUUCCUCCAUGGAACCACCAUUCAUGGUGAGAUUAUAUGUGAGGAUUUGACCAAGGAUAAUUGUUCCUUUGCUAUUUCGUAUACCGGAAAGAGAUGCGUGUUGGAGGAUUUCGAGGAUAAGAAAGGAAAAGUGGAGUAUCAAUGCCGGACGUCGGAAGUGGUGGUGGAGAUGAUGUGGAAUCACAUCGAGACUGAUGAAUGUGUUAGGGCUUGCGGUGUUGAUAGAAACGCCACCGGAAUUUCCUCCGAUUCGUUGCUUGAUAAAAACUCAAUCGUUACUCUCUGCUCACCACCGUGUUACCAGAAAUGCCCUAACAUCGUCGAUCUUCACUUCAAUUUGGCCGUCGGUGAAGGCGUAUCAUUGCCGGAUCUGUGCGAGCAACAGCGUAGCAAUCCUGAUUGUGCCAUGAUCGAUCUUCUAAGCUCUGGUGCUGCUUCUGGUCCGGUGGGUAGUGAAGCAUCUCGUCUGUUUAGUGCUGCACCAUCCCCUUUUUCCCUCUAAUUCAUUUUGUGUUUGAUAUACACAUAUGAUGAUGAUUGAUGA